CACGGCGGAGAAUCAGGUAGGGACUCCAUCGAAUCCGUAGGUCAUGGACUUCGGGGCUCUCGUAUUCGGUUCCUGGACGAGAGUAACUUGAGAAUCGACGGUGAAACGAUAACAAUACAGAAGACCAAUUGCCAGGGAAAAGGUCGCAAUGUCGCGGGCGUGAGCGAUUUGGUCGGCUCGUCAGAUCCUCAGAAGACAAGAGCGGCAGCGACAUUUCCAAUCUAAUCGGACCACAAAGUUUAAGAAAGAACAAGGCGCUUUCAGAAGAAGCUCUACUGCUACCUCGGAAACAGUUGCACUAGAUCCGAAUUCGAAAAUGAUGAUGGAUAUUGAUGAGGACAGCUACGCGCUGGACCCCCCGCCCUACGUUCCUGUGGAGCAUAUCUGGAACGACUCGGAAUUCUGGAAAAGAUAUUCCUUCGUGGGUCGGAUCGACACGGGCCCAUUUGCUGGGUGCACGGCUGUCGUAAAAAAAGGCAAUCCGGGGAAAAAAUACGCACUGCAAAUCGACUCGAAGAUCGACCGCUUCGGAUUCAACGCAGACUCGCGGCAAUGUCUGCGGCUGUUCAGAAAAUGCGUGGUUCUGAACCGAAUUUUGCCCAAACACAAAAAUAUCAACGCGAUGGACCAUAUGGUCUUCAGCCAGACGAGCCUGUUCAUGCUGCAAGAUAUGUGCGAGGGCUUUCUGGAGAUCACGCACUUCUAUCCUCAGGCCACCGACCUCAGUGCGCGAGCCCUCUUCAUCCAAUUAGCCGAUGCCGUGCAAUUCAUGCACGACUACGGAGUGGUCCACGGGAAUUUGAUUUCGAAAAACAUUCUUUUCUACAUGAAGCCUUUUACCGACCCCGUCUACUGCAAGAUAACAGGCUUCGACCUGGCCGUCCACUACCACUACUUGGCCAAUAAGUUUAAGAGGAACUUCCACGAAGCGGACUAUUUGUACGAUCACCAUCUGAGCCACCAUUCCCAAAUGCCUUACACGAAGGCAGGAGAUGUGAGAGACCUGGGUAAAAUCCUGUACCAAAUGCUGGUCAACAAUGCCGACCCGGAUAACAUUCCGGCGAGUGGGCCCGAUUUCAAGCCCUGGGUCCGCGACGCAGCAAUGCACUUGCUCCGGAUGAUCGGCCCUCGAGGAUUCGGCCCCCACAAAGAUGAGGACCUUCUCGAAAUCGACGGCGUUUUGCGGCACCCGUGGCUCAAGCUCCUUCCUCCGAACCCCGGGCUGGCCAAUGUCAAGGAGCUCGAGCGGCUCAUGGUGAAAUACCACAGCGACUGGAGCGUCAUCGAACGCAUUCUCGUGAACCCGAGAAUCCCAUUCAAGUACAUGAGAGCCGAGGUCGAUCUGCGAUUGUGGUACGUGAACAAGCGGACUACAUGGCUUGGAAAUCGGAACUUGGACCUCGUCGAAAACAGGGACCAUCCCGAGAGGGUGUGCGAGAUCCGGAUCCUGCGCAGGGUGAGCCCUGCUGGAUCCUCGUCCAGGGCGAAGCCGGUGAACGCACUCGCUUUGUACAACGAGCUCAUGGUCAAUCUGAAAAUCCUCCCCCCUCACCCGAGCAUCGUCGACUUGGAAGAUGUGUUCAUAAAUAAAGACUUCAUCAUGAUCCUCAGACGAUGCGAGGAUUACAGCACUCUCGAGGACUUCAUCAAGUUCGCCACAGAGGACAGAGCGCGCAGAUGCUUCAGGCAGCUAGUGCACGCAAUUCGCCACAUGCACAGUUACGGCGUGGUGCACAUGGGCUUGCACUGCGAUAAUAUAGUCUUCAGUGAGGACGAUAGUGACCUUGAUUGGCGCCGUGAUUGGCGGCGUCCAAAACUCAUUAAUAUUACUGAAGCUUUUUGGAUUCCAGGACUGGCGACCAACACUAUACCCAACUUCGACCCGGCAUCUUUAGUCACCCCUGAACAAAUCCUCAUGGCUAAUCAGGCCUACUGCACAGCUGAGAAAGAUAUCAGAGAUCUGGGCAGAAUUUUGUUCUCAAUUUUGUAUGGAAAAUGGCUAGAUAUGGAUCAGAUUAGAGGAAUGCCACUCACGGCUGAACAGCUCCGACCAGGACGGUUCAGCGAUAAUGCACUUGAUCUGCUGCGAUGGAUCGGUCCCUAUCCUUUUGGACCACAGGAUUUCGUACCGCUAAUGACGAUAGAUGAAUUGUGUGCUCAUCCGUGGGUGAUGGAAGAUUUGCCCGUGUAGGGUUUACCCUACACGGCCAAAAAAUAUGAAUGAAGCUGUCAAAAGUGGAAAUGUCGAGAAAACACGGCGUACUGCGAUGGCCCGCAAGCUCACAACUAUCGUUGGAACGGGUCUUCGUCUCCCAGAGGUUUCCAGAGGGCAGGGUCGUCGAAACUCUCGAUGACAAAGCUUGCCCCUGCCUCCAGCAGGCUGGCACGGGGGUUGCCUGCAAGUACUCCCACGACUGCCAACUCGGCAGCAACAGCUGCUUUGAUUCCCGCAGGUGAGUCCUGCAGCCAUAACAAAUGCAUUGGAUCAGCAAAGGCUUUAUCUCGCUGGAUCCCGGGGAUAAAAUCGUCCGCAUAUCGAACUCGGAGUAUGGCUCUCUCGACGACCUCGGCCUUCAUGGCCAAUGCUUUACUUCUCGUUAUGCAGGUAAGAUUUUCCUAACCCUCAAACCACGAACUGUGAUAUCUUUUGAGGCCUCUGACCAUUUCUCGUCACUUGAAGUUUGAAUCUGACAAAGACUCGACGAGCUACACGACGUGCGUAAGAGCGGCAUCGAAGUCGGAGACUACACGGGGGUCGAUGGGACUAGGUGCAUGUCCAUCGUCAUUCACUCCAUCACAUCCGGUAUCUUUGAUGGUAAGCAGAUGGAUGGUAAUUGCGGCCCAAAGUGCCAUGCCCACUCUUUACAUCAGGAACCUCAUGGGACUUGAGUACUUAGGCAAAAUUGAGCAAUAUCUAGGGAAAGUUCUUCCAAAUAGCAAGGUCGAAUCGAGGCACUCAGAUGACGACCAGUAAUUUAGGAAACUCCGCAGAACGCCAUAUCCCCAAAGUUCGAGCUCAAAUCGCGCCCAGGGAUAGAGUUGUUCUAAAAGACUGAUGCGGACAACAGAGAAUCGUCAGAGGGCAGCGAUCCCUCCGCCCGGCUCCUGUUAGUGCAUGCGCCAGAUCUAACACCCCAGAACCUGCUCAGAACGCUGUGAAAAUGAAUCUAUGAGGGUUUUUUUAAACUAAGUCUAGGGAGUGUCGAAAAUUGGGCUCGCAAAUCAUUUCGUCGUAGCUCGAUAAACUGAGUAUGGAGCUUCCAACUGAUUGGCAGCCAUCCUGUCAGAUCAUAGAUUCAUGGAGGACAAACUUUAGUAUAGACCGUAGAUGCCAAAACCAAAUGACACGAUGACAGUGAUGGCUCUGCCAUCACAAUGUCAUCUAGAAUCUGGAGGUGACGCAGAAGAGUGACCAAAGUCCAACAGCCUGGGACCAGGUUAGCUCAUAUAUAUAAGCAUGGCUCAAAUUUCAUGGUCGCCUCAAAGUGGUGGUUUGUUUAUGUAUGUAAAGAGCAGGCCCCAGAACGUCUCAUCCAUAAAUUUAGUUUGAGCGGCCAGUUCCCACUCGGCGAAGAGAAAACGUCCUAUAUCAGGAUUGAACUUGCCACUGAUAUAAUUUACAAAGAACUCCUCAGUAAUCGGUACUCCUCCAUUGUAUCCAAUCUGCAAAUGAGCUGCUUAAUGAGUUGGCUCGUCCGCUGCAUCAAGGUCAUAUAAGAUGUAACAUGUAAAAUCGAUCACUGACCUGCAAGUACCUAUAAACCCACAAAAGCCAUCAGAGUACAAACCUCCGGAAGCAUAUCACGGAAGGCCGAAUGCAGCGAAUUCGAAUCACAUAGAGUGCCGUCUACGUCGAACAGAGAUCCUACCGGUGGUAUAGAGCGAGGAAUGACUUCUGCCGGGAAACGAGUGAAUAACAGAAGAAAACUCAAGUCAAAAGCAUCCUUCAAUCUUAGCUCUACAGUACGGAAUGCACAAAGCAGAUUAAACCUAAGCAUCCUCUCGCCGUAGUGUAAGGUUUUCGAGUUUAUGUGAAAAGAACAAAGACUCAUACUUGCAAGGUCUGAGGAGCAAACUCGAAAAGUAUGAGCCUCAUGACAUAGUGCUCAUCUGGAUGUAGUGAAGCAACUCUUGUAGGAGCUCGAAAAGUCUCUCAAAAGUCGUACCUGGGAUUUUAGCUGACAGGGUUUGAAAGGAUGCAGUGGCAGAACAAAUUGACGUGGGCACUUUGACUCGCAAAGCUUUUGAGAAGUUUCCUGAGCAACUUUGUCUCAAAAUUUCCGCCUCCCCUGCAGGAAGCAAAGCCACGGAAUACCGUGCCUGCAACAAUCACAGUUGAAUCGUUCGAAAUAAUUCCUUACUCUGCACUCCCUGAGCGGGACUGCAGGAGGUGCGUCUCAAACGAAACCAGUAAAAUAAUAAAUGUCACUAUCAACACUCAGAGAGUCCAAAUGACCUGGGAAAAAUUGGCUCUAUGUAGCUCUUCAAUUCUUCACAAGUCAUCUUGACUUUCCUCCCCAGUAGAACUUUUUUCAAACAAUGGCACAAACACAUAGCAAGCUCCCCAGUAGAUCGACUUCGGAUAAUUUAAUCACGGGAAGAACUGUUCGGUCGUCGUCGUCGGAAGAAUCCGUCGAUUCAUGACAGUGUUAAAUUCCAAUUAAGAUCGACAGAGAGCUUUGGGGUACUGUCCAUUUCCUGGAUUUUGUGCAGGUUUUGAGGGCAAAGACAGCAAGUCCGAAUCUUGCAUGGCGUGAUACAAGACAUCCUUCCGUGGAGGUCUCCAUGAUUCCAUAUCAUUGAACGAUUUGGAGUUUAAUGCGCUCAAAAGCUUGCAACGACUUUGACGAUGGAACGUCCACGUUGUCGCCAGACUCAAGUUUUGAUGUGGUGGUGAAUUUGUGGCUCCUUAGCUGCUUGUAAUUAGAAGGGAGAGUAUGGAUCACUUCUCCAUUGCGCUAUUCCACUCCUUGUGGAAAUGACUAGUGAAAACCAUCAUCUCCGGUUUUAUGAUGUAAUAAACUCCUUCUUCUUUCUCGUUGCAAAAUAUAAAUGG
Marchantia polymorpha subsp. ruderalis is the source of this 5056-nucleotide messenger RNA. The record is from the annotation of a GenBank genome assembly. Lineage: Eukaryota; Viridiplantae; Streptophyta; Marchantiopsida; Marchantiales; Marchantiaceae.